AUGUUCAACAAUAGAUUAGCCCAGUUAAGAACAAAACAACACGUCACUAUUGUCAUCAAUAGUUCCGGUAACCGUACGCUUGGAAUCAUAGUAGAUAGAACAGUAUUUGAGCUAAACAAGCCUGUUUGUCCGAUACAGUUCAAUCCAUAUUAUUGUGAAGUCCCUGCGUUAGAAAUACUGAUAUGCGUCUGCCUGCCAUACCAUAAUAAAUAA
Arctia plantaginis is the source of this 213-nucleotide messenger RNA. Lineage: Eukaryota; Metazoa; Arthropoda; Insecta; Lepidoptera; Erebidae. The record is from the annotation of a GenBank genome assembly.